CCGGCCCAUGCCCCGCGCCCCGAAACCCUAGCCCCCGCUCCGCCUCGUCAUGCCACCGCGGCCGUCUCUCCAGUCGCUGCUCCUCAUGGCGGCCUCCACCUCCACGGGCGCCGGGGGCUCGGGCCUCCUCGUCGCCGCGCGCCGCCGCUUCCCCGCCGCCUUCGCCGCCCUGGGGGGGCAGCGCAUCCGCCUGCUCCACUCCUUCUCCUCCCGGACCCGCCUCCCCAGGCGGCCCGAGCUCGCCUGCUGCUUCGGGACCGCCCCCGCCGAGGCCGUGCCCGCCGCCCCGCGCUCCAGGAAUGGUAAUGCGACAGGUGCCACUCUCAGAGGCUCUCUGGUUCUGCUCUGCGGUGCAGGAGUUUCUUUUUCUUUGGGUAUUGCACAGCUGCGUGAGACAGGGAGUCCGGUUGUUGUUUUUACUGAUGUGUUGCCAUUCUGGGAUGACAGUUCUUUCGAUGGAGUACAGAAGGGCUUGUGA
Molecule: messenger RNA, 478 nt
Organism: Triticum aestivum (bread wheat)
Lineage: Eukaryota; Viridiplantae; Streptophyta; Magnoliopsida; Poales; Poaceae
Exons: 1
Coding region: 50-478 (142 amino acids)
Source: RefSeq, a predicted model, not a curated record